GGUUAGUUAUAGUUAUAGUUUUCCUUAGUUAUAAUAAAGAUUAUUGUAAUUUUUACUUGAUAACUGUUUUGUUAUAUGUAAUUUUACUAUGUUAAGUUAAAGCCUUCCUUUUUUUGUUUAAACAGAAAAAGGGGAAAUGAUGGAGGAAGGUCAUUGAACAAUAAAGAAACUGCUUGGCUGGCCCUGAUAGGUUAGAACAUAGGUGGGAGGAAUAAACAGAAUAGGAUGCUGGGCAGAAGAGGAAGUGAGGUCAGACUCUGCUCUGCUCCUGGAGAGACCCGACAGCUCUGCUCUCUGGAGCAGAGACGCCAUGCUCCACUCUCCCAAUAGCUCUGCUCUCUGAGGCACACGCGAUGAAGCUCCGACCCAACAUGGACGGAGGCUAGAAUCUUCCCGGUAAGCGCACCUUGGGGUGCUUACACUCAUCAUUAGAAAUGGGCUAGUCCAGAUGCGAGAAUUAGCCUGUAAGGGCUAGAGUUCAUGGGCCAAGCAGUGUUUAACUGAAUACAGUUUGUGUGUUGUUAUUUCGGGCAUGAGCUAGCCAGGCUGCUGGGGUGCUGGGGACGCAGCCCCGCCGCUCCCUAUUUCAACAGUGUGUCAUGAGGACACACACUCUGGUCCUCAGGCUGGUGGCAAUCCCUUUAACCACUGAGCCGUCUUCCCCACUUUAGAGAUGUUGAGGAAAAGGCGCCCAGACACAGCCCUGGAAAUGAGACUGGACCUAAUCAGAAGCCCUUAAUACAAGCCCAUGUUGAUCUUACACAAAUCAAUUUCCCUUCCAAGCACUCAGUCCCUCCCAUAACUUGCCAAGUGAGCCCAAUAAUUCGCAUAUGUGACUACCUGAGAUGAAGCAAACUUGAGUGCCUGAUUAAUGUCCCAGAUGUUGUAGACUCAAGCCCUACAUAUUCAUCUCUACAUUCUUGAUAUGCACUAUGGCACCUGGCACAGAGGAGCCCUCACUAAAUGCUGAUUAAAUCAAAGAAUGGAGCAAAUGCUUGCAUCUAAAUGCUGUGUGCUGAUGACAUAGCAAACGCUCUUGGCUAUUUAUCAGCUGUUACUGGCACUGUGUUGGGGACUGGGCACUUCCCUCCGCCCUGUUUUUGAGACUCCUGAGAAAUUUUAUGUUUUGAUCUCUGGAUACAAAUACUAUCAGUAAUCAAUUUAAUAAGUAAGACAAACAUGUAAUUUGUCAUCUGACUAGAAAGCCGCAGAUAACACUUGUAGCAAAGAGGUAACAGGGCCAUCCUGGGUACUAUAAAUGCUCAGAACCUGCACGAAUGGCACACUAUAGAGCUCAGAACUCUCUGGAAAAAGGAGUUCCAUACCCCACACAUCCUGACUCCUCUUCUCUAGUCUGACCCCCAGACCACUUCCAUAGAAUACCUUUUUUUUUUUUAAAGACAAUCUCAUGUAGGUAAGGCUGGCUUUAGUCUUGCUACCUAGCCAGAGAUGAUCUUGAACUUCCAGUUCUCCUGCCCAUACCUCCUCAGUGCUGGAUUCAAGCCUGGUUUAUUUGGUGCUAGGAACGAACUCGGGCUUUAGCAUGCUAAGCAAGCACUCUACCAAAUUAUGUACUUAGCCUCCCUACCUUCAACCAAUAUUUUAGGAUCCUCAUUUCAACCAGCAGGUGGUCUUGGCCACUUUUUCAUUUACUUGAUAAUUCUAGAGCAUUGUAUUACCCCAAAUAUAGAGACUUGGGGGGCCUGCUAAGCACUCAACACAUGAGCUAUACACUGCCCAGCUGUCCUCCAAUGCCAUCCUAGCUCAAUUCCUUCUCUGUCUGGUUUGAUUGGCCUUCUAAUAGGUCCCUCAGUAUAGUAUAGUAUGGUAUAGUAUAGUAUAGUAUAGUAUAGUAUAGUAUAGUAUAGUAUAUAGCAUAGCAUAGCAUAGCAUAGUACAGUAUAGUAUAUAUGAUAUAUUAUAGCUUGUAGAAGGUCUCUUAAAAGCCCAGGCUGGCCUCAUACUCAGUACAUAGUCAGUGCUUACCUUGAACUCCUAGUUUUUCUGCCUCCUUCUCCGAAAUGUUGGGAUCACAGUUGUGCGCCACUACACUGGUCCUGCAGAAACCGAAGUGGGAUAUGUAGUUCAUCAGCUUAGUGACAACGGCUCCUCCAUACCUGCUCUCCCUCCCCUCCACUCUCCAACCACUCAAGUGUCCUUGCUAUUUCCUCAAACACAGCAAGAAAUCUCAGAGACUUUGUACCCACCCUUGAAAAUUCCCUUGCAUACACCUUUCCCUAGCUCCUCCCCCACCCCCUCUACCUCUGCUGGGAACACUUUCCCUUUAGAUAGGCAUAUGAAUGCUUCCUUUGUCUCCUUCACAGUGCUCCCUGUUUCUUUCCAAAGUCCUUCCCUAUUAAAAUCUAAUCUUGGGGCUAGAGAGAUUGCUCAGUGGUUAAGAGCAUAUAUUGCUCUUGCAGAGGACCUGAGUUCAGUUCCCAGUACCCAUACUGGUAGCUCAAAACUUCCUGCAAGUACACCUCCACUGCAUCUGAUGUCCUCUUCUGGCCUCUGCAGGCACCUGCACCCACAUGCACAUUUACACACAAGCACACAAUUAAAAAUAAAAAAUAAGGGCCAAUCUUGGCAUGGUGGUAUGUGCAUUGAGUUCCAGCACUUAGAAGGCAGAGGCAGGAGGAUCUCUGGGAGUUUGAGGCCAUCCUGGUCUACAGAGCAAGUUCCAGGACAGCGAGAAUGGUUACACAGAGAAACCUUGUCUUUUAAAAAAAUCAAAUAAAUAAAUAAUAAUAAAGCCAGGCAUAGUAGUGCAUGUCUUUAAUCCAGGCACUUAUAAGGCAGAGCCAGGUGGAUCUCUGUGAAUAUGAGGCCAGCCUGGUUUACAGAGAGAGUUCUAGUACAGCCACGGCUACACAGGAGGUUCUGUCUAUAAAAAUAAGCAAACAAAUAAUUAAAUAAAAAGUAAACACCUUUUAAAAAUUUAAUCUCAGCUGGGUGGUGGUGGUGCACGCCUUUAAUCCCAGCACUCGGGAGGCAGAGGCAGGUGGAUCUCUGGGAGUUCGUGGCCAGCCUGGUCUACAAGAGCUAGUUCCGGGACGUGCACCAAAGCUACAGAGAAACCAUGUCUCGAAAAAAAAAAAAAAAAGAAAGAAAGAAAGAAAAAAAAUUAAUCUCACCCUUUGUCAUUUUUUUCCCCUAGCACUUACCAAAAAUAUAUCACCUAUUUUACUUAGCUCAUUUGGCAGGUGACCACUGUGAGCUCCAAGAGAGCAGGGCUCUGCUUUGCUCCGUUCUUUGGGCUGUUCUGCACCUCCGUGCCUAGCACAGUUCCUGGCAGAGACCAUCUGCUCUCACAUUUGUCAGAUGAGCACAGGACUGAUGAAGGGGAGGAAGGCUGAGCAUUUGCCCUUUGCACUAAAUGGGAUUUUAAUCCUACCAACUCCACUUGACCUCAAGCAAGUACCCUAACUCUUUUGUGAGUCUCAGUGUCCCCACGUUUAGUGCGGCAAGAGCACAUGUUGCCUGCCGGAGCUAUGAAGAGCCUUAAAUACACUUUUAAAGGUAAAUGGCUCAACUCGCUACCAGGCCCAUUUAGAAACUUUGGAUCUCAGUCAACUGAGCACCCCUACGGCUAUAGGAUUAGUGGUUGGCAGCUGGAACUGUGGUUGAACUUGAUCCUCAAUCGCGAAAACCAGAGUUUGGAUCCCAGCAUCUGCAGAAAAAGCUGGGUGGUCUUGAGACACCUGUCAACCAGCUUGGAUCAGGACAGAGAUCUGAGGAUGACUGGGGCUUACUGACUUCUAGUACAAGUCAGACAAUGUGAGGCACAGGUUUAGGGAGAUAUCCCGCCUCAAAGAAAGAGCAAUAAAGGAAGAUUCCUGCUGGUUUCCUCUUCUGGUCACCGUACACAUAGGUGAGCAUAUGCUCCCACAGACCACACACACACACACACACACACACACACACACACACACCUUUUAGUCAGUUGCUACCAGAACCUGAACUCACAACAAGCACACGCAGCACGAAGCAGCAACAAACAUUCUCAUUUCAAACCAUUGCUUUCUAUCUCGUGCCCUCCAAGACCCUCCUGUCCUGAUGCUGGUCCCGAACAGGAAUGCCUGGGGUCGCUGCAAUUCUCUCCACCAUCACAGGCCUCCCGCUGUUUAAGACAUUGUGAGGGCUUCUCCUCAAAUGCUCAGUUGAGUCUGGGUAGGAGCCAGUUGAGAACACAGGGUGAGAGGAGAGAGGUGGGGAAGAGUUGGCCCAGCCCUCCCCACCUGCCAGUUUCCUGUCUGCCUACUGAUAAAUAGGGGAGAAACAUGGCCAGACUUUCCAUUCCCCCACCCUUGUCACCCGCCAGUCAUUCAGUUUAAAAAAAAAUGAUGAGGGAGUCAGCUCCAGAGGAGGGGUGGGGGCCCUGGUUAUAAAGCCUGCCGCUGAGGGCCAGAGCACCAGGCUGGUUCUCUUGCUGUCAUCCUCGGCCAGGUUUAGCUGCUGACAGCUGCUUGGGACUCUGCCGCCAGGCCCCAGUUGGCUUUGCAACCCUUCUACUUCUCAGCCACACUUCCCCCAUGGCUCAGAAAGAAGAGGCCGCUGAGGCCGCAGCGCCCGCCUCCCAGAAUGGAGAUGAUUUGGAGAACCUAGAAGACCCUGAGAAGCUGAAGGAGCUCAUUGACCUGCCACCCUUCGAGAUCGUCACAGGGGAGCGACUGCCUGUCAACUACUUUAAAUUUCAGUUCCGGAACGUGGAAUACAGUUCUGGGCGGAACAAGACCUUCCUCUGCUAUGUGGUUGAAGCCCAGAACAAGGGAGGCCAAGUGCAGGCCUCUCGGGGCUACCUAGAAGAUGAGCAUGCAGGUGCCCAUGCCGAGGAGGCUUUCUUUAACACCAUCCUACCGGCCUUUGACCCGGCCCUGAAGUACAAUGUCACCUGGUAUGUGUCCUCCAGCCCCUGUGCAGCCUGCGCUGACCGAAUUCUCAAAACCCUCAGCAAGGCCAAGAACCUGCGCCUGCUCAUCUUGGUGGGCCGGCUCUUCAUGUGGGAGGAGCCAGAGGUCCAGGCCGCUCUAAAAAAGUUGAAGGAGGCCGGCUGCAAACUGCGCAUCAUGAAGCCCCAGGACUUCGAGUACGUCUGGCAGAAUUUUGUGGAGCAGGAAGAGGGCGAAUCCAAGGCCUUUCAGCCCUGGGAGGACAUUCAGGAGAACUUCCUAUAUUAUGAGGAGAAGCUGGCAGACAUCCUGAAGUAGGCAGCCAAGCUCAGCCUUCUGUCUGUCCGCUGCCACCCAGAGAAGCAGUGACGUGGACGGCGUCCAGGACAGGCCUGUCUUCCCAAUUAUACUUGGAGCUGGACAUUUGACACCAAGCUGGAGAAGGCCCUCCCUCCGAGAACUCGAAGCACACCUCAGGCUGUCAUUCACUCAACUGUGCCUUUUGUAAAGUGGCACCAGGCACCUGGGGUGGAGGGUCUCACUGCCUCCCCAGGGGUGUUCUCUGGAGACAAAGAUCCUCAGGUUCAAGGACAGACCUUUGAAAUACAUCAAGAAGUGUUCUGAGUUGGGCUGGGUUGUUGUUGUUUUUUUUUAAAGGCAAAAUAGUAACAUUAAUAAAGGAAAUAGUGUGUUUUUUCUGGCCUGUUCUUUUAAGAAAGUUGGGCAAUGGACAGUGAGUGGAGACGGGGCACAGGGACAUUGUAGGCUAAGAACCAAGCCGUGACAUUAGGAAGGGAAAGCCAGGUCUUUGCAAUGAGGAUCUAACUCUCUAAGACUCACUUCUCACCAUGGUCCUGACCUUCCAUUUUUUUCUGAGGACUGGGAAAUGGCAAUGGCUCACUGUAUAAAGCUCUUGUUGUAGGCGUGAGAACCAAGGUUCAAAUCCC
Messenger RNA from Alexandromys fortis (reed vole), 5836 nucleotides. It is a transcript of the gene Apobec2, whose product is annotated as apolipoprotein B mRNA editing enzyme catalytic subunit 2. Gene Ontology annotation, cellular component: cytoplasm; nucleus. The record is from RefSeq and is a predicted model, not a curated record. Gene Ontology annotation, molecular function: RNA binding; cytidine deaminase activity. NCBI's taxonomy places the organism in Eukaryota, Metazoa, Chordata, Mammalia, Rodentia, Cricetidae. Bases 4533 to 5207 code for a protein of 224 amino acids. The transcript has 3 exons. Gene Ontology annotation, biological process: cytidine to uridine editing.